AUGUUAAUCAUAUUUUUUGGUAUAUGCAGACUCAUUGAAGAUCAACAAAACAUUUUAACUGUCGUGCAUGAACUUCCAGAUGACAUAUCAAUGUUUUCGGAUACUCUGAUUGUAACAGAACUACUUCUAACAUUGAUUGAUUUUACUCCUGCACAAUGUUCUUUCAGAACUGAGACUAGGCAAAAACUUAAAAAGAACAGAGAAGAAGCUGAAAAAGUAAUACAAAAAAAUUUAACACUUGAAAGACAAGAGGAAAUUCAGCAGAAAAAGGCUGAUAAGAAACGUGCUGAAGCUGAACGUAUAGCUAAAUUAUCUCCUGAAGAACAACGAAAG
Racocetra fulgida is the source of this 333-nucleotide messenger RNA. Lineage: Eukaryota; Fungi; Glomeromycota; Glomeromycetes; Diversisporales; Gigasporaceae. The record is from the annotation of a GenBank genome assembly.